UAACAACAGAGAAACCAGCUGAGGAGAAGCCCAAAGAAAAAGCAAAGAAGAAGAAACCCAAACUGCUGAACAAGUUUGAUAAAACCAUCAAAGCAGAAAUCGACGCUGCAGAAAAGCUUCGCAAGAAGGGGAAGCUGGAGGAGGCGCUGAGAGCGUUUGAGACGCUGGUGCAGCAGCAUCCUCAGAGCCCCCGCGCUCGCUACGGAAGAGCCCAGACGGAGGACGACCUGGCUGAGAAGCUGCGCAGCAACGACAUGCUGCAGAAGGCCAUCAACAGCUACAGAGAGGCGGCGGAGCUGCCCGACGUGACCUCCGACCUCCUGAGAGCCGCGCUGAAGAGACGAGCGGAGAGACAGCAGUUCCUGG
Messenger RNA from Plectropomus leopardus (leopard coralgrouper), 366 nucleotides. The record is from RefSeq and is a predicted model, not a curated record. NCBI's taxonomy places the organism in Eukaryota, Metazoa, Chordata, Actinopteri, Perciformes, Serranidae.